AUGGCCGACGAAAGAACGCCGCUGAUCCAGCGCGUCGACGUGAGACCUCAUCGCGACCGUUAUCCACAUCAUCGCCUGCGGUUCUUUUGCACCACACUCUUGAGCGCAACGAUAAUUGCCGGUGGAUUUGCUGCAGUCUACAUCUUCAGUUUUGCGCCAUCAAGUCAAGAACAAGCAUCUCCCAUAUCGCGGUUCUCCCUACCGUCGUCCUUGUCUACAUUACAGAUACCGGAAGGAUGGGCGCGCAAGACAGCCCUAGAUUUCGACCUUUUACAGAGUACCCUCCUUGAGACACCCAACGCAGCAAAGGCAGAAGAAUGGAGCAAGUACUACACCAGUGGGCCGCAUCUUGCGGGAAAGAAUCUCAGCCAGGCGCUGUGGACCAGGGAACGAUGGCAAGAAUGGGGCGUCGCAAGCGACAUUGUCGAUUAUGAAGUGUACAUCAACUACCCCAAAGGCCAUCGACUAGCUUUGAUGCAGUCAUCUGGAAAUAGCGAUGGACAGGAGAAGAACGGCGUUCAAUGGGCGAUCAAGUACGAAGCGCGACUGGAAGAAGACGUGCUGGACGAAGAUAAGUCCAGCCAACUUGCAGACCGCGUGCCUACUUUCCACGGAUACAGCGCUUCAGGCAAUGUCACAGCACCAUACGUCUUCGUCAACUAUGGAACAUACAGGGACUUUGAAGAACUCCAGACUGCCGAUGUCACCCUCAAGGGCAAGAUAGCAUUGGCCAAGUAUGGUGGUGUAUUCCGUGGUCUAAAGGUCAAGCGCGCUCAAGAGCUGGGCAUGGUUGGUGUAGUAAUGUACUCAGACCCUGGUGAUGAUGGCGAAGUCACCGAGAAGAAUGGAAUGGCGACAUAUCCCGAUGGACCAGCCAGAGAGCCUAGCAGUGUCCAGCGAGGCAGCGUUCAGUUCUUGAGCUUCGCGCCAGGUGAUCCAACAACACCAGGAUAUCCUUCGAAACCCGGCUGCCCUCGUCAACCCGUUGACCACGCCAUGCCCCACAUCCCUUCGUUACCCAUAUCCUACCUUGACGCCCUUCCUCUCCUCCGGGCACUCAAUGGCCACGGCCCGAAAGCAUCUUCUUUCGAUAAACACUGGCAUGGUGGUGGCUUGGACUACAAGGGUGUGGAUUACAAUAUCGGACCGUCACCAGACGAUCUUGUCCUGAACCUGGUCAAUGAACAAGAAUAUGUCACCACGCCAUUAUGGAACGUGAUAGGAAUCAUCAACGGUACCCUCGCGGAUGAGGUAGUUGUUUUGGGUAACCACAGAGACGCCUGGAUUGCUGGUGGUGCCGGCGAUCCCAAUAGCGGCUCUGCAGCGCUUAAUGAGGUUAUCCGAAGUUUCGGUGUUGCUAUGCAGGCGGGUUGGAAGCCCAUGAGAACGAUUGUUUUCGCGAGCUGGGACGGCGAAGAGUAUGGCCUGGUUGGAAGCACCGAGUGGGUCGAGGAAUACUUACCUUGGCUUUCUGCAUCCACUGUUGCAUAUUUGAAUGUCGAUGUUGGCUCAGUCGGGGCGGCUUUCAAGCUCUCGGCCGCACCGUUGUUAAGUAGGGUAGUCGAGGAAACCGUCAAAAUAGUCCCGUCCCCCAACCAAACCUUACCCGGACAAUCAGUGUACGAUACAUGGGACAAGCAAAUCGAAACCAUGGGCUCUGGCAGCGACUUCACUGCCUUCCAAGACUUUGCCGGCAUCUCAUCCAUCGACAUGGGCUUCGGUGGUGACUCCAAGUCCGCGGUGUACCACUACCACAGCAACUAUGAUUCUUUCGACUGGAUGAAGAACUACGGCGAUGCGAAUUUUGAAUACCACGCUACCAUAGCCAAGGUCUGGGCUCUUCUCGCCGCAAAGCUCAUCGAGACACCUGUUUUGCAGCUCAACGCUACAGACUAUGCGCUUGGCCUCCAAAACUACGUGCAGGCUGUCAAGCAUAGCGCUCGCACCAGUCCCGUAAACAAAGACCUUUCCAUCUGGCAACCCCUGGACGUAGCAGUAUCCCACUUCAUCUCUGCAUCCGCCGCACACGAAGACAAUGCAGCCUCUCUUACCGAGCAAUUCGCCAACAUUGGCGACAUACCUUGGUGGCAGCCUUGGAAGAGAGUCCAACUUUACCUCGCCAUCCGCGCCAUCAACACAAAGUACAAGUACCUCGAGCGCAAAUUCUUGUUCCCUGAGGGCCUGGAUGGAAGGUCAUGGUUCAAGCAUGUCGUCUUCGCUCCUGGAAAGUGGACUGGAUAUGCCGGCGCCACCUUCCCUGGCAUCGUCGAAGCCUUCGAGGAGGGCGAUGAAGCAGCAGCUAAGAGAUGGGUGUCGAUAGUCAGCAGGGCCAUUGACGGUGCUGCAGACUGGUUGGAAGAGUAAGCAGGGACGUACACAGUGUCCAAUAUUCAGUGUAUAUCAGAUUCAAUGUAUUG
Molecule: messenger RNA, 2417 nt
Organism: Pyrenophora tritici-repentis Pt-1C-BFP
Lineage: Eukaryota; Fungi; Ascomycota; Dothideomycetes; Pleosporales; Pleosporaceae
Product: glutamate carboxypeptidase 2
Molecular function (GO): carboxypeptidase activity
Source: RefSeq, a predicted model, not a curated record